UCUCUUUGCCCCUUGCUAGCUACACAGGCUGCCCAGGGUCUGACUGGGGCAUGAGUGCAGAGGAGGGGGGUAUACCUGGCCUGGGCCAUCACAGGCAGGCCCGUUGGACCCUGAUGCUCCUCCUGUCUACUGCCAUGUAUGGUGCACAUGCCCCAUUGCUGGCACUGUGCCAUGUGGAUGGCCAAGUACCCUUCCGACCCUCCUCAGCUGUGCUGCUCACUGAGCUGACCAAGCUACUGUUGUGCGCCUUCUCCCUCCUGGUAGGAUGGCAAGCGUGGCCCAUGGGAGGCCCACCCUGGCGCCAAGCUGCUCCUUUUGCACUAUCAGCCCUGCUCUAUGGUGCCAACAACAACCUGGUGAUCUAUCUACAACGUUACAUGGACCCCAGCACCUACCAGGUACUGAGCAAUCUCAAGAUUGGAAGCACAGCCCUGUUGUACUGCCUCUGCCUCCAGCGCCGCCUCUCUGCACGCCAGGGGUUGGCACUGCUGCUGCUGAUGAUUGCAGGGGGCUUUUAUGCAGCAGGUGGCCUGCAGGACUCUUGGAACACUGUUCCAGGGCCCCCACCAGGAGCUGCUGCCAGCACCAUGCCCCUGCAUAUCACUCCACUGGGAUUGCUGCUCCUCAUCCUGUACUGCUUCAUCUCAGGCUUGUCCUCUGUGUACACAGAGCUCCUGAUGAAGAGACAGCAACUGCCCCUGGCACUACAGAACCUCUUCCUCUACACUUUCGGUGUGCUGCUGAACCUUGGUCUGCAUGCAGGCAGUGGUCCUGGCCCAGGCCUCCUGGAAGGUUUCUCAGGAUGGGCAGCACUUGUUGUGCUGAGCCAGGCACUCAAUGGCCUGCUCAUGUCAGCUGUCAUGAAGCAUGGCAGCAGCAUCACACGCCUCUUUGUUGUGUCCUGUUCUUUGGUGGUCAAUGCUGUGCUCUCAGCAGCCCUGUUGGGACUGCAGCUCACAGCCACCUUCUUCCUGGCCACAUUGCUCAUCGGGCUGGCUAUGCGCCUGUACUAUAGCAGCCACUAGAUCCUGACCAUCUCCAGUCACUUUCUUACCCUAUGGAUUGGGUGCCACUACUUAAAGCCACCUCCCAGGCCUUCCCUAACCUCUCUUCAGCAGCCCUGUAACAAGUGCCUUGUGAGAAAAGCUGAGGAAGUGAGAGGAGCCACAUUAGUCUCUGGAGGUGCUAGAUAAAGGAGUACCCCUAGGAGACAUGAAGAGUGGGUUUGCUUAAGAAGACUUUUAGUUUUCCACCACACCCCCAAGUUCUUCCAGACUAAAAAGUUGGGAGUAUCAAUACAUAGUCCUAAGAAAUAACCCCAUCUCUGAUGUGGGAGGCCUCCUGUCUCAUCCUGCGUGAACACAGUUUCUCAGAGUAAUAAGUGUGUGGCCAGCAGAUGACUUUCCUUGCCUGGCAGACCCACUGCCCCCAGGCAUGAUACUGGCUGCUUCAGCCCAGUCUUGGUGCAUGACUUCCCCCAAGAAAUACUCCCCACUCUCAUGCAGGAAAGCCCAGUUGCCAACAAAUUAUACACUCAUCACCCAGGCCACUCUACCAAGCUUCCCCAUCUAGCAGUGCCUGGAGACAUCUGCCCCUCUCCACAGUGCUGCUUCCCACACCUACCCAGCCUUUGGUCUGGAGACCCUAGAGGGGGCUGGGGCUUGUCUCAGGAAAUGUUGCCCCUGGGCCCUCUUGAAGUCCUGUACCACCUCCAAGGUUCUUGGGAGGUACCAUCUCCCCACUGUGGAGCCUGCCCUUUCCUAGUAGUGUCCCAGGUCCCAGCAGUCUGGAGAAGCUCUGGACAGAGACCUGGGACCAGGUACAGGAAACCUGUAUAGCUCAAUCAGUGUCUCUAACUGCAUAAGCAAUAAAGUCUUAAAAGUGUUCUAGGGUGUAAGUGCUUCCUAUAACCAGUCA
Heterocephalus glaber (naked mole-rat) is the source of this 1917-nucleotide messenger RNA. It is a transcript of the gene Slc35a4, whose product is annotated as solute carrier family 35 member A4. Gene Ontology annotation, molecular function: pyrimidine nucleotide-sugar transmembrane transporter activity. Lineage: Eukaryota; Metazoa; Chordata; Mammalia; Rodentia; Bathyergidae. Gene Ontology annotation, biological process: pyrimidine nucleotide-sugar transmembrane transport. The record is from RefSeq and is a predicted model, not a curated record. Gene Ontology annotation, cellular component: Golgi membrane.